Messenger RNA from Mesocricetus auratus (golden hamster), 716 nucleotides. Its product is annotated as zinc finger protein 431-like. NCBI's taxonomy places the organism in Eukaryota, Metazoa, Chordata, Mammalia, Rodentia, Cricetidae. The record is from RefSeq and is a predicted model, not a curated record. Gene Ontology annotation, biological process: regulation of DNA-templated transcription. The transcript has 4 exons. The coding region runs from base 1 to 264 and encodes 87 amino acids.
AUGAGUGUGAAGGCUUCAGAGCAGGAGGAGCAGGUCUGCCUAGCUGUCAUUGCUGCUGGGACUGUGAGGGACCAUGAGCCAUGUGCUCUCCUGGGCAGUGGCUCUUGUACUCUGUGCUUCCCUGAAUAUGCAGUGACCUAUGAUGAUGUGCAUAUAAACUUCACUCAGGAAGAGUGGGCUUUGUUGAAUCCUUCUCAGAAAAGUGUCUAUGAAGAUGUGAUGCUGGAGACCUAUGGGAACCUCACUGCCAUAGGCUACAGCUGACAUGGCCAUAAUACUGAAGAACAUUGUGAAAUUUUUAGAAGACACAGAAGGAAUCUUCAAAGGCAUGAAAAAAUUCACACCAGCGAGAAACCAUAUGAAAGUCUUCAAUAUGGUGAAAUCUUUGCAUGUCACAGUUUUCUCCAACUCCAUAAAGAAAACAUACUGGAGAUAAAACCAAUGAAUGUAAUCAGUGUGGUAAAGCUUUUACAAGUCAUGGUCAGCUUCAAAGACAUAAAAGAACACAUAAAGAUGAGAGAGCCUUCAACUGAAGUCAAUGUGGUAAAACCUUUAUAUGACUCAGUUAUUUCCAAGUACAUCAAAGAACACAUACAGGAGAGAAACCCUAUGAAUGUAAUCAAUGUGAUAAAGCUUUUGCAAGUCAUAACCACCUUCAAAGACAUAAAAGAACACAUACUGGAGAGAAACCCUAUGAAUGUAAUCAAUGUGGUAAA